UUCUGUUGCUAUCCCAUAGGUUCAUCUGAAUCACCAUGACUAUCCAUCCGCUUCUCUUGUGCCUGUCCCUCUCUAUGGUUUGUAUCUCGAGCAAACCCACCGAGAAAAAGGACCGGGUUCACCAUGACGCACAGCUCAGCGACAAGGUCCAUGAUGACGCACAGAACUUUGACUAUGACCACGAUGCUUUCCUUGGUGCAGAUGAGGCCAAAACCUUUGAUCAGCUGACACCAGAGGAGAGCAAGGAGAGGCUUGGAAAGAUUGUAAGUAAAAUAGAUGAAGACAAAGACGGGUUUGUAACUGUGGAAGAGCUCAAAGACUGGAUUAAAUUUGCACAAAAGCGCUGGAUAUACGAGGAUGUAGAGCGCCAGUGGAAAGGGCACGACCUCAAUGAGGACGGCCUCAUUUCCUGGGAAGAGUAUAAAAAUGCCACCUACGGCUACAUCUUAGAUGACCCAGACCCCGAUGACGGGUUUAACUAUAAACAGAUGAUGGUGCGGGAUGAGCGGCGCUUCAAAAUGGCUGACAAGGAUGGAGACUUGACUGCUACCAAGGAAGAGUUCACUGCCUUCCUGCACCCGGAAGAGUACGAUUACAUGAAAGACAUAGUAGUACAGGAAACCAUGGAGGACAUUGACAAGAACGGAGACGGCUUCAUUGAUUUGGAGGAAUACAUAGGUGACAUGUACAGCCACGAUGGAGACACGGAUGAGCCCGAGUGGGUGAAGACGGAGAGGGAGCAGUUUGUGGAGUUCCGAGAUAAGAACCGCGAUGGCAAAAUGGACAAAGAGGAGACCAAAGACUGGAUCCUCCCCUCGGACUAUGAUCACGCCGAGGCUGAAGCCCGGCACCUUGUCUACGAAUCGGAUCAGAACAAGGACGGCAAGCUCACCAAAGAGGAGAUCGUGGACAAGUACGACUUAUUUGUGGGGAGUCAGGCCACAGACUUCGGGGAGGCCUUGGUGCGACAUGAUGAAUUUUAAGACCUGUACAGAGAAAUCUGUUUCUUAAAUAAUUUAUUUUUUACAGUUUCUGGAUUGUCAUGAGAAACAUUUUCGCUACUGAGACUGUUAUUUCAGGCUAUAAGGUGAAAAAACAAAUCUAUCCCGUCCUGUUUUCCUUUUUCCCAAAGGGAUGGGGACUCGGUGUUCUGAAAACCAACUCUCAUUAUGACACUUUGUGGUUUUUAGAUUUACACUUUGUUUUAUGGUCUAACACGUUCUGUUUAUUUUUGUAUUUGUUUUGGUUCCAUGUGAAGUGAAGAACACGUAUUCUGAAAAAUUAGUGGUAGAGCAACGGUAACGGCUCCCCUUGCCCUACCUCCCUCUCUCCCCUUUAAUUUUUUUUUAUGUACUUAGCUACACAGUCUUUUAAAAAAGGAAGAAAAGCCAGAGAACAAUAGGGCCAAUGAAAACAAAAGACAAGUACCACUUGUUUUAGACUGGGAUAUGCAAAUCCAAUCGAACAGGGCUGUAACGUCAGCUUGCAGGAAGACAGUCCAUCUGCCUCGCGCAGAUGCGCGCUUUGCUUCUCGCCUUCUGCUGCCAAGAGAAGUGCAGGUUGGGACCGAUUCUGCCUGGGCUGGGCUGGAGAACGUGGGGAUAGCCCUCGACUGUAAGCGCUCGACUUGCCAGCCCUGUUCUAGCCUCCCCUGAAAGAACCGGAUUUGCAAACCCCAUCUGAAACUACGGCUGGUGUGGCAGCAGCACGGCAAAGCUAUGCCUGCUCUUCUGCCUGGCAUUCCUUCAGAGGCCUCCGCUGCUGUAGCUGCAACAGCUUCAGCUCCUAGUAAGGCAAGUGUGAUCAGGCACUUUUUAACUAGAAAUCCUUCGGGGGGGAGGAGGGGGGGGGAGAGGAAGAUGUUUUACACAUGCUGCUAUAAUGCUUCAAUCUGGAAUGCUUUUGUUUAGUCCCUGGCUCUUUGCAAACGCAAAUAGAUUUGUAAGAGCGUAAUGCAAAAUUAAUCUGUUAAUCAAAAUCACGCAGCUGUAGUAAACGGGCGUGAUGUCACCCUGUGUGUUAUACGUGGAAGUCCCCCAGGAGGAGGGAGCGAUUUUAAGUUGGUCCCUUGCCUCGAGGGACGGCGUAGCUCCUGUAGAUGCCUGCAGCUCGCCCCGUGGCAUUAGGGCGAGGGAAUGGGAAGGGCUCCCGUUCCUGUUUAGAUUGGCCUCGACUUCUGCAAAUUGGGUGUCGUUUGAUAAGUGCCUUUGUCGACCAGAAGCAGUGCUAAAUGUGGUAAAAGCAGCCGACUAGAAAACAAGGAGGCUCUACAAAACAGGAGGAAAAGCUCCCUGAACCUCGAGUUUAACCGUUGGGCACCUCCGCUCCUGUGCGGUGACUUAGCAGCAAUUGUUCAGCGUGCAGCAUUAAGCAGCGAUCUCAUCUUCACGGCCUUUCCCCUUGCGGUGUUUAACCAUCCUGCUCCCGCCAGGCUUCCUCGGCCGCUGCGUCCUGCCGCGUGCUUUC
Messenger RNA from Struthio camelus australis, 2466 nucleotides. Lineage: Eukaryota; Metazoa; Chordata; Aves; Struthioniformes; Struthionidae. The record is from RefSeq and is a predicted model, not a curated record.